Ruditapes philippinarum (Manila clam) is the source of this 1250-nucleotide messenger RNA. RefSeq lists its product as uncharacterized. The record is from RefSeq and is a predicted model, not a curated record. NCBI's taxonomy places the organism in Eukaryota, Metazoa, Mollusca, Bivalvia, Venerida, Veneridae. The transcript has 8 exons. The coding region runs from base 51 to 1250 and encodes 399 amino acids.
UCAAUGUAUCAUUGCUUGAUUAUCAAUGGGGUAAAACAGAGGAAUUUUCAAUGAUGGGUGCGUUGCGCAUAAGGUAUUCCAUCAUGAACUUAGAAGCUGAAAAACAGUACGUUCUUAAUUUACAAAUGUCAAUAUGCAUGAAAUCAUCUGCGUGCGAAGAAAAUCUCGUUCUGUUAGAAGAUGCCCGUAUACCAAAAAUUGGCUGUGACUGGAAUACAUCCCUAUCUGAUUUCGAUCUAGACAAGUACCUGGAGGGUAUUGGUCAACAACUGGAACACAUCGGAGACAAUUUACCUGCCAUUGUUGCUGAUAAACUUCUGGAGAAGCUUGGAGUUUCUAUGUACAUGCUGCAAAACAAUUGUAAAACCUCAGCUGUGACAGUCAACAAAUUAGAAAACAAAUGCAGUAAGCUCGAUAUAGAUCUACAAUUGCCUGAUAUGAUGACGUGCUCUAUACCGACACAUUGUACAGCUAUAGAAUGUUGUGUCAGUAUUCCACUGAUAGGAAGAUCUGUGAGCGUCGCUGUAGACCUAGAUGCUUGCGCAUAUCAAUUGUCAAUUACGAUUGAAAAAUUUAAAAGCAAUAUACGGCUGUUCGACUACGAAUGGGGAACCUGGCAAAAGAUAAACAUUAAAGACGUGUUUAUACUGGAAUACAUGAUUGAUGAUCUAAAAUCAAGCAAACAAUUUGUAAUAUCUGUACGUAUGCUCGCUUGCUUCGACAGUAGUAAAUGCAUUUUGGAUGUACCAAUCGUUGACAGUUUGAUGCUUCCAAAACCGCUAUGCAACUUCAACGGGACAUUUAAACUUCCCGAUUUUACACUGGACAAGUGGAUCAAUGAUAACGCAAAAAAUCUAACGCAUGGACUGACAGACAUCCUGAGAUCUAAAUUGUUCGAAGAGUUGGGUAUAACUCCUUAUCUUCUGGAUAAGGAGUGCAAUGCUGGGACUUCUGCUCACUCCGGAUGGUCAUCAGACUGUCCACUUAAAGGAUCACUGCCAACAUUACCAGAUAACAUGAACUGUCAUCUUGUUAAACACUGCACUGGUUUCUCCUGUUGUGUAAAUGUUCCAUUGCUGCAAAGAUCAUUUUCAUUUUACUUUGAUAUGGAUAGCUGCAACUUUGCACUUACGGCAGGAAUAGAGAAGCUACAAUAUAACCAGUCUCUUAUAAACUAUGAAUUUGGAAAAGCAAACAAGGUUGAUUUAUUUGGUGUCAUUCAAUUCAGGUGUGUUAAUAUUUUAUUUUAA